Pseudoliparis swirei is the source of this 2112-nucleotide messenger RNA. Its product is annotated as G-protein coupled receptor 84-like. The record is from RefSeq and is a predicted model, not a curated record. Gene Ontology annotation, biological process: neuropeptide signaling pathway. Lineage: Eukaryota; Metazoa; Chordata; Actinopteri; Perciformes; Liparidae. Gene Ontology annotation, cellular component: membrane. Gene Ontology annotation, molecular function: urotensin II receptor activity.
UUCAGCCUCUACAUAUAAUGCUUAAAAUGGCCAAUGAUGAUUUAUUAUGUAUUUCAGUUCUGCAUUACAUUACUAUUAAUUAUCCUAAAACUGCAGGAAAAAAAGUUAGAUAGAAGAAUAGUUAGAAAUAAGCCUUUAUUAAAUAGGAAGAGGUGAACUAUCCCGGCCAUUUAUAACUUCUGUUUUUACCCGUGGCACAGUUGAUACCACAAAGAAGGGUGGGCAUCACAAAGAAGAUAACUUUCAAUCUGAAUCCUGUUAGGUGACAGAAUGAUGAUGAACCACUCAAACCAAACAGAAGACGGCCUCUUCUCCUGCUACAGUCCUUCAGUCGUCGGUUACCGGUACUUUGCUGUGGCCUGGGGAUGUGUUGUGACCAUCAUCGGUACGGUGGGGAACCUGAUGACCAUUCUGGCUUUCGCCAUAGACUCACGUCUGAGGACUCGCUUCAAUGUGCUCAUCGUCAACUUGGCUAUAGCUGAUCUCCUGUACUGCAGCAUAUUGCAGCCCAUAUCAGUUGACUCCUAUCUACACCUCAGAUGGCGCAGUGGUCAGCUCUGGUGCAGUAUCUUCGGCCUGCUCCUCUUCCUCUCUAACUCUGUCUCCAUUAUGAGCCUCUGUCUGGUGGCAGUAAGCCGAUAUCUCCUGGUCACAAAAAGGGCUGUGUUUGACCGUGUCUUCUCUGACUGGGGUCUUACAUCACUCCUGGUCUCAACGUGGGUCCUGGGCCUGGCCAGCUUUGGCCCACUCUGGCCUGUUUAUGUGUUCGUGCCACAGGUGUGCACAUGCGGCAUCCAUCGCACCAGAGGUCGCCCCUACAGCACCAUCCUUCUCUUUUUUUACCUUUUUGGUGGUCUGGGCUGUGUUGGGUUUUUCUACCUCCUCAUUUACAAACGUGUCCAGAUUGCAGCACAAGCUCUGCUCCGCUACAGGCCAAGCCGCCGGUCCUCCAGAAAGAAACCAUCUUCUUUAGCACAAGGGACUGAUGAUAGUGGUGUCGAGAGUGGCGUGACAAAGACAUGUAGCUGUGAGGUGAGCAGCCAGGAGGAUAGAGGCAAACAGACGGAGGAGAUCACUCGUGAAACAUCCUCAGAAUCUGUCCAGAGGUCUGCCAUGGCCCUCAGAAGUUCAUCAGCAAUCAAGUCUCCCCCUGAUGUCGUCCAGACAUCACCUUUAUCCUCACCUGCUCCCACCACUGCAGCACCCUCCUCCACCCCAGGAACUUCAGGAGAUGAUGAUGAUGAAUUCAAGCGUGUACGUAUGUGCUUCAUUGUUUUUCUGUGUUUUGUGUUCUGCUUUGUCCCCUACCUGUUGCUCAACAUCGCCGACAAACACAACCGUGCCCCGCAGUUACUGCACAUGUUCUGUUCAAACCUCACCUGGCUGAACAGCUGCAUCAACCCUGUGCUCUAUGCUGUCAUGAACCGGCAGUUUCGACGGGCCUACCAUUUGUUGCUCAACAGGGCUGUUGCACCAUUUACCUGCCUCUGGACCUAGUGGUCACCUCUCAGAUCCUAAACUCCUGGAGCUUAAACAUGCCUGAUGUAAACCCAGAGAAAUAGUAUUCACUUGAAACAACACAGACAAUAGUACCGCUAUCAACUUGUUGGUUGCAUUUAGAAAUGCACCAAUACUGACAUUGGAUAUCAGUCAGAUACUGACACAAUAGCUCAGAUAUUAGAUCAGAUAUUGGUUAUAUGGGGCAAUCUGGUAUCAGGAACAAUUAUUUGAAUAUAUAACAAUUCAGCAAAUAUAUAUAUAUAAAUAUGUUAUAUUUUGUUUUACAAAGUGAGGAAAGCAAUGUUUAAGUCAAGCCUGAUGUAGCUUUACACAUGCUUCCACACUGUUGAGGCAUACAGCUUCAUGAUUAGGCACUGGUACCGGUAUUGACACUCGGCAUGCUGAUACACGAAGCUCAGGUAUCUGUAUUCAUACCUGUAUAAAUUAGAUAAAUGCAUCCCUUGUUAAGUUGAAUGACAAAAAUGCUAUACUCUAUUAUUUCACAACCUCCAUGUUUUACUAUAUUCUUGUUUGUUUUUUGACAAAAAUGUACAAUAUCACUUUAUGUGUAAUUUUAUGAAUGGAAUAAAUUAUAUUUCGUAAUGCAUAAUC